AUGGAGACCCUCAACGAACGCGCAGGCUUCCUCUGCAACUACGAGGUCCUCGCCAUCCUCCGCCAGCAGCGCGACGACCGCCAGACCCGCAUCAAGACCCUCCAGCAGCAGCGCAAGAACGGGCCGCGCGCAGAAGAGUUCGGCACCCGCGACGAGAUUGAGCGCAUCCAGCCCCAGGACCUGCACACCGUCACCUUCGAGGCCCUGCGGUACCUCGAGGACAGCGUGCACCCGACCCGUCGACAGACGGGCGACGCCGUGUCGACCCUUCUCGACGAGCUCGAGCAGCUCCAGCUCACAAAGGCCGAGCGCCUCCAGGUCGUCAACCUCGCGCCGACGUCCCUUGUCGAGCUUCACGUCUGCAUCGAGGACAUUGUCGAGCGCUUCGACGACGCGCAGCAGGAGCACCUCCUCUCGCUCGUGCGCUCACACCUGGGCGCCGAGUCGACUGCGACGGCCGCCGCCAAGCAGGCCGAGGAGGAGCGCGUCGCGGCUGCGGCCACCGCGAUGGACGUCGACGGGCCCGACGGCGUCGACGAGCGCGAGCAGGAGGCGAUCCAGGACGACGAGGGCCUCGUCGACGAGAAUGAGGCGUGGACGAGGGCUGGCGACAAUGUCGAGGACGACAUUGACGAGGUCGCAGUCGCCCCUCGUGCCCUCUCGGCCGGCCCCCAAGCCCUCCCAACCGACCCGGUCCUCGUCAAACGCCUCAAGUCGGACGCGCUCGCCGAGCACUUCCGCUUCGCGCCAGAGACGUUCGCCAAGGGCGGCAUGGACCUCGCCAACCGCACCAUGUACACCGCCACCGCCAAGGUCGAGCAGAGCCUCCAGAAGCUCAUCGAGGACGGCGUCCCCGGGUUCGAUGAGGACGAGGUCCAGCGCGGCGUGUACCGCCUCGAGACGCUGCUCGAGGACGCCAUCGACACCCAGUUCGACCUGUUCGAGAUCUACGUCCUCCGCAACACGUUCACUUUCAAGGACGAGCUCCUGCCGUACCUCGCCCUUCCUCAUCAUGAGCACCUCGACUCGUCGCUGCGCGGCGCCGACGCACCCGCCCUCGAGGCGUACGAGGCCGAGCUAGCCGCGUACGAGCACGAGCUCGAGGUCGAGCGCGAGCUUGCGGCCGCAGAGCUGUUCCUCCAGGCCAAGGUGGCGCGCGCGAGGGAGACGGCGGAGCUCGUCGGGUACCUCAAGCCGCCUGGCAAGCUCGACCCGGCCGCCCCACCUCCUUCGACCGCCGCGCUCCUCUCGACCCAGCUCACGGCGCUCCAGUCCCGCCUCACCGACCUCCUCGCGACCCCAGCUCCGCCACCUCCCUCGUCCGCCGCUCACGAUGUCGGCGCCGCCAUCCCUGGCGCGCCCUGGUCGGCGAGCCGCAGCGCGUUCGUCAACUGGGCGGCGGCGGCCAAGGCGGGACCUGGAGGAGCGAGUGCGGCGGGCAACGCGGCGGCGAGGGGCGCGAACGAGGACGCGACGGUCGAGGGCCUGAGGCGGCAGGCCGAGGAGACGGGCAGUGCCGGCGACGCCAAGGGUCUGCUCAGUCUCGCCGGCGCGAGCAAGUGA
This is a messenger RNA of Rhodotorula graminis WP1, 1563 nucleotides long. RefSeq lists its product as uncharacterized. Lineage: Eukaryota; Fungi; Basidiomycota; Microbotryomycetes; Sporidiobolales; Sporidiobolaceae. Gene Ontology annotation, biological process: mitotic cell cycle; transcription initiation at RNA polymerase III promoter. Gene Ontology annotation, molecular function: nucleotide binding. The transcript is spliced from 9 exons. Bases 1 to 1563 code for a protein of 520 amino acids. Gene Ontology annotation, cellular component: RNA polymerase III complex; nucleus; chromosome, centromeric region. The record is from RefSeq and is a predicted model, not a curated record.